AUGGAGCAAGUCUGGCGGAACUUCCUUAGAGGCUCGUCCACUCCAGCCGCAGUUCAUGAAACGGGACGCCGGACAACUGUCAAGGACGUUCAACGGCCGGCCGUACGACCCGCGUUCCUCGCUCUAUGUGUCAACACAGGUGGAAUCUACAAGACCCUCGCGGAUAUCAGUAUCGAGACGAUAGCGUGCGACGAAGAAGCGUUCAGAGUAAUGAAGAAGGAGUAUUUGAAGAAGUGUGGGUUCCGGUCGAGGUUUAAACUCCUUAUCAGGCCAAUCACUGUGGGAUUCAUACAGUUUACUCUCUGGAAUAUUCGCGGUGGUUAUGUAUCAGUCUGCAACAGGCCAAACGCCAUACCCUCCGACGACAUGAAUAAUUAUCUGUACCUCCCCCGACCGAUGAAACCACUCCCUCCGAUGCCGCUUGAGAUAUUUAUUCACUGCCUCGAAUACGGUGAGGGCGACCUCAGUCCCGCCCGCCAUGACUGGCUGCCACGCCUGCCAAAGCGCCUGGACAAGCGUGUAAUCGACUGUGAUGAGACGUGUCUCGGUUGGGUAGUGCACAUCAUUGAAGGCCCAAACAGAGAGUCAAUAUUCAUUCUCGCCAUGAUUACUAUGCUCGCCAGCUUCCUGGCCACAGUGUCAUGGUCAAAGCUGCAGGGCGACAUUCAAGGUGGCACCGGGCUCGGAGCUCUCAUCGUGGCGUUCCCUCCUACAAUUCUAACUGCGUUUCUCAUUCGGCUAGGAGCCAUGUAA
Molecule: messenger RNA, 753 nt
Organism: Ilyonectria robusta
Lineage: Eukaryota; Fungi; Ascomycota; Sordariomycetes; Hypocreales; Nectriaceae
Exons: 2
Coding region: 1-753 (250 amino acids)
Source: RefSeq, a predicted model, not a curated record